GAUUACGACAUUCUACACAAUAGGGAUGGUUCGGCUCAUAGUCAACCAGUCCCGAUAGAGCGGUAAAGGUUAAACGGUACCGAUUAAUUUCUAUGGAAAGAACGAUGAUGAUGGUGAUGAUGAUGGUGAUGAUGAUGAUGAUGAUGAUGAUGAUGAUGAUUUGGUGUUGAUAAUGAUAAUAUGGUGAGGAUAAUGGGAGGAUGAGAAUGCCAUACACACGACUAUACCCAUAUUAUACAACUAAUUCCUCCACCCAUCUCACACAAUCUUCAAGCUUCAAUCUUCUGAAAAAAUGCCCCGGCAAAUUAACAUUCAAUUCAUGCAAUUACUCUAAAUAAAAAUCAUACAGGGACAUUCAUUAUCCUUCGUGUCCUCUCCUUGGAAGAUCCAGCAACUUCCAUUUGCCUUGUCCCAGAAUGGCUAUUCUUUCAUUUUCAUCCGUGGUUAUAGCAGCUACCUUGAUUAUUAUCACCACUGCCUUUGUAAGAUCGUUUCCAAUCUUCUACAAUCAUGUACUGACUUGAAACAAUGUAGCUUCGACUUCUGUAUGUGGUCUCGCCAGACUCUCGACGCCCUCCGACCAAAAAGAAAGAUGAGCCUUCUCAUAUGGUGGUAGUUCUUGGUUCUGGUGGUCAUACCGCAGAGAUGAUAUCUCUUCUUCGCGAUACAAAUGCCGCAAGAUACAAACAUAGAACAUACAUCAUAUCUGCGGGGGAUAACUUUUCUUCUACCAAGGCGCAAGAUUGUGAGGAGCGUAUACAAUCGAAACUUCGACCUUCUUUACCAUGUACCAAAUCUGGCGAGUUUGAUUCUACCACGGGCAUCUGGGAUCUCAUAGUAGUUCCACGAGCGAGGGAGAUACAUCAACCACUUUACACUGCGCCAAUUUCAUCCUUCUGGUGUAUGCUAGGAUGUCUCAAAGCACUGUACACAAUUUCGAUGACCAGCACAAUACAUCAGCAAUAUCCAGAUAUACUUAUUACAAACGGUCCUGCUACAGCUGUCAUUAUGAUUCUGGCUAGCUUUUUACUCAAAUUUCUCGGGCUCGCCCCAAUAUGGAAGAUGCAAACGAUUUAUGUGGAAAGUUGGGCGAGGGUGAAGACUUUAAGUCUAAGUGGAAAGAUUUUAUUAUGGCUAGGUAUCUAUGAUCGAUUUCUCGUUCAGUGGGAAGGAUUGGCUAAACAGCUAAAUGGGGACGAUGCUCGAAAGAGGGUGGAAUGGAGGGGCUUUUUGGUACAUUAGCAUAAUGCCAAAAUAUUAUCUGCAUACCACAAGAUCUAUCCAAGCUCCAGGAGUCCAACUGUGAGCAAUGCGAUUGAUCAACACAGCAGUAGCAGUGACCCGUCCUGUCGCAUUAAUGACCUCUCG
Messenger RNA from Sclerotinia trifoliorum, 1368 nucleotides. The record is from the annotation of a GenBank genome assembly. Lineage: Eukaryota; Fungi; Ascomycota; Leotiomycetes; Helotiales; Sclerotiniaceae.